Leptidea sinapis is the source of this 1700-nucleotide messenger RNA. RefSeq lists its product as uncharacterized. The record is from RefSeq and is a predicted model, not a curated record. The transcript is spliced from 5 exons. Gene Ontology annotation, biological process: regulation of sodium ion transport. The coding region runs from base 197 to 1435 and encodes 412 amino acids. Lineage: Eukaryota; Metazoa; Arthropoda; Insecta; Lepidoptera; Pieridae.
UCAAGGUUGUGUUUUCCGAUGGAUAUCCGUGUCAUAAUAAUUUGUACGAAAUAUCAAAUUCUGAUUUUGCAAAAGUUUUAUUUACAAGAAUUUUUUGGAUUUAUGUAUUAUAAUGAAGACUUAAGAUAGUGAAGAUGUUCAACAAUAUUUUGAAAUAGUCAUACAUUAUAUUUAUCCGUGUCCCGUGAGUCAUAAAAUGGCUGUUUGUGGGCUAAGAACUCUUUUGUUGAUCGUCUGCAUUCUUGAGCUGAUAAUCACAAUACAAAGACAAGUUUUUGAUUUUCUUGGCUAUAUGUGGUUACCAAUAACAUCAAACUUCAUUAAUAUUAUUUUAAUAAUAUUUGGAUCAUUUGGAGCUGUUCAAUAUGUUACAAAAUAUCUUAUAGCUUAUGCAAUAUGGAGUGUCAUUUGGUUUUCAUGGAACAUAUUUCUUAUAUGCUAUUACCUAAAUGUUGGAACAUUGGAUAGAGAGAAUGGUUUAUUGUCCUUGGGAACGGGCAGUGUAAGCUGGUGGGAAAGCAAUGGAUGGGGCUGUCAACCUGUGUGGGGAGAAGUAGAUGGCCCUGGCACUUGGAGGCCAGCCCGAGUUGAUGGAUGCUUCUUUCAAUGGCACCAUGUUGAGUUAGCACAAUCAAUAGUUGCAGCAUUAUUGACUGUAGCGGCCUUGCCACUUGCCGUACUACUUAUUUUUCACUCAUUGAAGAAACAGAAGCCUACAUUAGACAAAGCCACCUUGCCUCGACGGCAGGUUUAUACACUCGAAUUGAGUCCAACAGAAACAAAUAUAAGUGAGAGUUCCCUUAAGCCCAUGACACCGCGUCGCGUCAAACGCCGGUCCGGAUCGAGAGGUAAUGGAUCGUCAGUGAAAAGGUCACGUCGUUCUUAUAGGAAUGCUGGGUAUACCGCAUCGAAUGCCUCAUUGCCCUCAGACCCACGGCCUUCAAGACCAACAUCAGCACAUUCAUCCUAUUCAAACUUCCAUGCUGCACGACCAAACUCAUACCAUCCUGACAGGGAUGGGACAUUGCGUUCUCAAGAUACAUAUGAACCUCCCCCACCACCAGUUGAAUCUAUACCAAUUAUGACAAAUAGGUAUGAAACUGUCAGAAGAAGUGUGCGAGCAGAGCCCAGCCAUGAUGUUGUCGGUCCAUUCAAUGAACCUAGCCGGUAUGAUCCCCCGAGGCAUUAUGACACAAAUGUGCCUCCAUAUGGGGGCUAUGAAGGAGGACAAGGGUAUGAGAGCAGAGUUGAUAUACCACCAUGUGAUUCACCAUAUGGAGCUAAUGGGUAUGUUACUAAUAGUUAUCCGAUGGGGGACUGCGGAUGGGAAGCACCUCCGCCCCCUGCCCCACCAUACUCAGCCAGAGCAACCCCACAGGCGCCAGGGCCACCAGCUUAUCAGCAAAAUGAUAAUUAUAAUAUAGAAAGGUCAUGAAGCUAUGAACAACAUUUCAUCUGAUCACUUUCAUCCGAGAGUUUCCAAUUCUGAAUACAAAACUCAAGUGCCUUAAUUUUAGCCAUUCCAGUAACUUUUUGAAGCUCAAUGUUGUUUAUAAGCAGCAAUUUAGAUUGUUAUUUAGAUUUUAAGUUAGAAUAAACUGUUGACAACUAGUUGUUAAGUUGAACUCGUUUUUUAAAUGUUUGUUGUUGUGUUCAGUGCGCUACAUUACUUAAUGCUUAAGUCAACACUUUUUUGUGAA